Messenger RNA from Pistacia vera, 2288 nucleotides. RefSeq names its product ankyrin repeat-containing protein ITN1-like. The transcript has 7 exons. Bases 170 to 2077 code for a protein of 635 amino acids. Lineage: Eukaryota; Viridiplantae; Streptophyta; Magnoliopsida; Sapindales; Anacardiaceae. Gene Ontology annotation, molecular function: protein binding. The record is from RefSeq and is a predicted model, not a curated record.
CCUCAUAUUUUGUUUUUGGAGGAGCAUAGAAGACUUGUUCGCGAAGGGGAAAAGUGGAUGAAAGACACUGCAUCUUCAUGUAUGGUUGUUGCAACACUUAUUGCAACCGUGAUGUUUGCUGCAGCCUUCACUGUACCAGAUUUACCACGAAUAAACGAGAAAAUAAAUCAUGAAGGAUUACACUGCUGCAUUAGGAAGCACCUCAACUGCAGAAAAUGUUCAGAUUGUGAUUGCUCCACCUUAUCAAAAAAUGGAUGAAAUUGAAAAAAAAAAUAGGCACUUCCAAUUGUGCUGGGCUGCAUUGGAAGGCGAUUGGAACAUUGCUGAAAGAAUCUACAAGGAAGAUAAUAUUGAUACACAAGUUAAGCUAUCAAAGGAUGGGGACACCGCUCUCCAUAUUGCAGCUGCAGCAAGGCGCACUGGUUUUGUGAAAAAGCUGCUUGAACAAAUGAAUAAAGACGAUUUAGCCAUAAAAAAUAAUGCUGGCAAUACGGCCUUUUUUCUUGCAGCUGCGUCCAAAAGGGUUGAAAUUGUCAAGGCUAUGAUGGGGAAGAAUGAAGACGUGGUAAAGAUUAGAGGAGACAAUGAUAUGUUACCGCUUCACAAGGCAGCUCUAGAGGGAGACAAAGAGAUGGUAGAAUAUCUUUACGAAGCCACUGGAGAUGAGUUAUUAGAUAAUAAUGAUCGCUUCCACUUGCUCAUCAAUCUAAUAAACCAUGGUUUGUAUGAUGUUGCAUUGGAUUUGGUGAAGAGGCAUCCACAGAUAGCUCUUGCACGUGGUAAAAAUAAGGAGACAGCAUUGCAUCUCUUGGCACGAAUGCCUGUAUUGACACGUAUUUUAGAUUUUAACUCCAUUAGACUUUGCAAAGAUUCAGCCAUCUACACGUAUAAUGAAGUAAAAAGAGACGUGAUAAAGAGAUGUCCUCCAAUGUUUGGGAGGCAGCGGAUGAAGGAGAGGAAUGAGCUGAGCUUGAGGGAUCGAAUGAAUGAGAGGGAUGAACUGAUGAAUGAGAGAAAGCAAAGGCUCGGGUGGGGGUAUCGGAUUAAUGAGACGAAACGUCAACUGCUUUAUACCGGUCAAGAGAUUCCCGAUUCAGCUUUUGAACUAGUUGAACGUCUUUGGAAACAAGUUAUGCUUUUGGAUGACUCCCAGAUUUUGGAAAUUAUUAGAAAACCUUGGUCUCUAAUAUUCGAGGCUGCAAAACAAGGAAACCUUCGGUUUCUAAAAAAAAUUUUCUCCACAUAUCCUGAUCUAAUGUUUGAAGUUGACGAAAAUCAUUACACCAUACUUCAUUUUGCUGUUAUGUAUCGUCGCCUUAACAUUUUCUACUUCAUUUAUGACAUCGGUCGAUUUAAGGAUAUGGUAGUUCAGGACACAGAUAAAGAAGGGAACAAUAUCUUGCAUUUGGCUGCAAAGUUGCCACCAAUAGAUAGACCUGAUAUUGAAUCGCCUGCAUUACAUAUUCAAAUGCAAAUUGACAAGUGGUGGUUCGAGGAAGUGAAGAGAAUUACGCAUCCAAUGUAUGCUGAAGCUAAAAAUAAAGAUGGGAAAACUCCUAGAGCUUUAUUUACUGAACAGCACGAAGAGUUGAGGAAUAAAGCUGAUAAAUAUACCAAGAAGAUAGCAACUGCAUGCAUCAUGGGGUCAACACUUAUUGCCACCGUGGUUUUUGCUGCACUUUUCACGUUACCAGGUGGCACCAAUGAAAAUACAGGGACUCCACAUUUUGUCCGAAGAGCUUCCUUCAUAGUUUUUACAAUAUCAGAUACUAUAGCAUUGCUAUUGUCCUCUUUCUCCAUAAUAGUGUUCUUAGCUGUUAUCUCUUCCCGAUGUGAAGAAGCAGAUUUCCUUAGCCGGGUGCCUUGUAAUUUGGCUUUGGGAUUACACUUACUUCUACUUUCCGUAAAAGCAGUAAUGGUGGCGUUUAGUGCAACUGUGUUCAUUGUCUUCAAAGAUGGGUUGCUAUGGACGCCUGUUCUUCUUACUAUAAUGGUUAUUUUCGCAAUCGCCACGUACGAUGGUAGAGCUUGGACUAUCUAUGGAGAAGUGAUGCAUUAUAUCUAUUAUAACAAAUGAGUCACUCAUUGUUUCUUAUCAUGAAUGUUAUAAGAUGUAAUAUUUAUCAUUUUCCGUUUUAUUAAAUCGGAAAUAGAUUACCCAAUUGUGGCGCUUUACAUUCUGUCUUAUUAGAACCAUGUCUUACUAAUUAGAUUGAUUGAUUGUUGAUCUUAUGAUGAAGGUACUACUAUGUUACCUUUAUUUGGCUUUCCUUGAAAAAAAAAUUAAU